UGAGAGCUUGAGACAACUUGAGAUGACAUCAUGCUCGUGUCACGUGGCCGGUGACUAAAAGAUAAAAGAAGUUGAUGAGAAGAAUUGAAGUUUGAAGAUAAGGUCGACGUCAAGGAAAGGAAGAACUGGGGACUGGAGCUACUGGAAGAAGGAUUAGAAGAAAUAAGGAAGGGCAACAAGGGUUGAGCAAGUAUUUGGUUUCUGCCAUUCUGAUGUUUUUUUAUGAUCAAUGACUUAGAAUCCAAAUUAUCAUCAGUCAAUUAGGUCACAGAUUCAUUAGUUGAGAGCUGCUUGGAAUUAGAAUACUUACAUAGAUAUAUGGGUAUUUUCAGCACAAAGAUGUCCUCUGAAACACAUUCUGUUAAAUCAGCCCUAGUUAUGGAUUUCAUCAAAUCUGACAAAAUUGUGAUCUUCUCCAAGACAUAUUGUCCCUACUGCAAAUUGGCCAAGGAGGUUUUUGAUAAACUGAAUGCAAAGUAUACUGAAAUAACACUGGAAAAUAGAGAUGAUGGUGAAGCAAUCCAGAGUAUUCUAGGAGAGAUGACAGGUGCUCGAACGGUUCCUAGAGUUUUUGUCAAUGGAAAGUGCAUAGGUGGAGGAUCAGAUGUUAAAGCUUUACAUCAAAAAGGGGAACUCCAGAAGAUGAUUCAAGCCUGAACCUAAUUUAUUAUUGUUUGAUUGUGUGCUUACUUAUAUUAUGUUAACCAUUGAUUAAAUUCGAAUUAUAUUUAUGUAUAUGAGCUGCUAA
This is a messenger RNA of Phaedon cochleariae (mustard beetle), 748 nucleotides long. Lineage: Eukaryota; Metazoa; Arthropoda; Insecta; Coleoptera; Chrysomelidae. The record is from the annotation of a GenBank genome assembly.